Molecule: messenger RNA, 7992 nt
Organism: Pocillopora meandrina
Lineage: Eukaryota; Metazoa; Cnidaria; Anthozoa; Scleractinia; Pocilloporidae
Source: the annotation of a GenBank genome assembly
AUGCAUCUCGUCGUCAAUACUGGCGAUCGAGUGGUCCUUUGGUGUACUGACCGAGAUUUGAGUGAGCUUCAAGGGAGUGUUAACCUGACCUGGGAGAAAAGUCACAAGACCAUACCAGCAAAUGAUCCACGACUAAACACGAUAGCAAAUGGCACUUUAGAACUCAAAGAUGUACAGAGAGAGGACAGGGGAGUCUACCGUUGCACUGUCGAAGCAAGAACGUUUCAAAGUAUAAAUAUCACGAACCUUAGGGUCAAUGGUAGGCUGUCGUUGCUUUAUUGUACAGUGAAGCCUGGAUCUAGUGGACCACUUCUUCCCCUCCCCUCUCUUUCCCUUCCCCUUCCCCUUCCCCUUCCCCUUCCCCUUCCCCUUCCCCCCCUUUUCAAUCCGACCAAACCUUUUCUUUUACCUCUUAACUUAUUCUACCAACACAACUAUGGUGUAUAUUAUAUGACUGACAUCAAAUUAUUUCCUCUCACGACAGACACUCGCAAACAUCCUUACCCCACUUUCAACAGAAUGUCUCUUCUACAAACACAGGUACGAGUUUAUAUAUCUAAGUCUUCUUAGUGAUAUCAAAGAAAACUUUUGAGAUAAAAGAAAUCCUAUGUCGUCCUAAAAAAAAAAGAAGAAACAACGACUACAUUCUUGGCUUUGAGCAUUCAAUGAUUUUACAGAACAUUUAGAAGGUUGACGGUUAAACAUGAAAUUCUAGAAAAAAACAUUUUCUGAGGCCGUGGAGGCGAAAGUGACCAAAAACUCAACCAACUUGGAGGAGAAAACUCCCUGUUAAUGGUUCGAAGCAACACAUACAGACAAAUUAUUGACAACAGUGGGUCACGAUCCCACAACCCUAGAGUUUAAACUAAAAGAAAGCUUAACCCUUUAAUUCCCAUCAGUGACCAAGACAGAAUCUCUCCUAACAAUAGUGGACAAGUGUAGAGAAUAAAAAAAUUAUCACUACGGGGUUUACUAGUUGAUCCAGUAUCAAAUUCUCCGAUCUUACAUCAUAAUAACUGUAUGGCAGAAAGUAAGAAGAAUUACCAAUAAGAUCUUGGGAGUGAAAGUCACGUGACUUUGAAUAUAUCAGAAAGUUGCUCAGAAGGUAUUCGUUGCUCGGUUCUUCUUUCGUUUAUAAGCCCUUUUUUUGUACAUUUUCCCUUACUCUCUCAAGUAGAGAGUGGUCAAUAGCUGUGGUAGGUAAAACACUUUACAUUUUAACUUAACAAUACACUGGACGCUUCACUUACUAAGUACAUUUCUCACCAGAUUGAGGCCAUGUUGAGUGGUAACCACUCCAUCGACGUAACCACGGUCAUUACACAAUUUGUCACCUUGACGAAACCUGGAAACAAUCAGAAACUCAACGCAGAAGAACUGUCAAAAUCUGUGGACAUACUUGAACUCUUAGUAACAUACAAUUCCUCGCAGAACAACGGGGCUUUUACCAAACCCACUGACCGACGGAACAUCUUGGUAGCAGGGAGCAAUUUACUGGACGAAGAGAAUACUCAAACAUGGCUACAAUUACAAAGGGUAUUGAGACUAAAGAUAGAUGUCACUUUUAAACACUGAUCUCCUGAAAUAUGUUCAGUAAUUCUCCCUGGUAUUUGAUGCAUAUGUCCUUUAAUGCGAUAAGCUGAAUUAUACGAGUAUUCAGAUUGGUACCUAUGAUCUAUGUGAGAGCGAACGCACAGAUGACGUCACUAUUAGCAACAUAUUGCUUUUUCAUCGAAAGAAUAAAUAGAUUACAUGUGAUCUAUUACUGAACAGACGCACGGCAACUUGGAAUCCAUUUGUUAGACAGAUAUUUGGCAACCACAGAAUCUAUUUGUUAAGUGGAGAAGUUUAGAGAAUUUGUUGCAAUAUUAAGGCUAUGUAUAUAUAUAUGUAUCCUGUGGAAGAUGAGCUUUGAUCUCUUUUCACCAUCCUUUUUAUUGCACGAUGUAAGGAAAUAAUUAUAAGGGAUUAACCUCUCCGGGGGUACAUAAUUUACAUCUACUGCUAUUAAGAGUCUAUGAUCCACCUACAGUCUAUAAUUUUGUAUAAUUUUCCUUAAGUGGUCUAGACAAGCUCCGAAGCCCUGUUUAAAUGUUUUGUCUCAGUGUGACGUCACUGAUGGCGUUUGAGCUACCCUUUUAUCAACAUGGAUAUCUGAUUGUUUUCUCUCUAGAAUCAAGAAAACGUCACCGAUGUUCUUUUAGAAACAAUGGAUGAGUUUGCCUCUCAAAUAAGCAGUCAGCUGGGCAGUUCAAUCAAUUCCACUUCAUUUGUCCUCUCAUCAAGAAACAUUGGCAUCAGAGUCGAUCGAGUAAACACAAUCCAAACGGUUAGUCGCCCAAGUCUCACUCAUAGAGCGUUACUAUUAUUGGGAUAUGACCAACCAGACCGGUUGAUAUUUAGCUACACAGGAAAUUUCAAUUAGCACCCAAAAUGUCAAAAAGCAUCCUUUAUUUCGCAAUCUCGCACAUAAGCAAACAUAACAAUUUUCUCGCGUGAUUUGAAUUGUAACGUUUCGGUCCCUUUUCUUUCUUCCCUCUUUUUUCGUCUCCAUAAGCUCCGCUGACAAUUUUCUUUCUUUCAUCUCGUGGUUGCACUCUCUAAAUGCACUAAUCCAAAAGAAUAAGAUUUGUAGUGUCUCACUCCUCUCCCAGAGGAGUUUAUCCGUAUGCCUAGAUUUCGAGUACUAGGGCCCAGUUUUCCGGAGCCAGGGACCGCAAGGGCUGAUCAUGCAACACAGAAUAACCUUGAAACUUCACGCGAUGAUUGAUUGCAUGCAUAAUAGCGCCCAAAAUUAACACCAUUUCCUUUUCAGCAAACUCGGUUAAGUGAGUAAACUCACUUGACUUUCGACUUAUUUCUCAGCUCGCCGUCGAUUUCUCCCAAUAUGGGGCAUCCGUCCUGUUUCCUGGUUCAGUGUUCGCCAAUAGUUCCACAAACAUAGUAGCAGUCGUUGCCUACAAUUCACUGCACAAUUUUUUCAGACUUGAAAGAGAGGCAUCCGAUAAUGAACAGGAAAAAAGGCCAGAGACCUCGAGAAUCAUUUCCGCUAAAAUCAUCCCUCGUCCAACGAGUCCUCUGAGAGUACCAUUCAAACUGGUUUUUGAUCACAACAACAAGGUGUAAGAAAGUUAUAUCAGUUAGUUAGUCCAUGUUGUUAACAGUUGUUGUCAACGUGAUGUUGCCUGUGCAGUCCUUUGAUUGGAUUGUAACAAAUACUCUGUUGUUUUUGAACAAUAUAUUUUACUUGUAAUCACUUCUUUAAUUUAAUUGUGAGCACAUUCCUUUACAGUAAUUUAGACCCCACAAGAAUUUUAAGUGUCUCGGGGGCACGGUUCAGAAAAAGCGUCCAAGCUUGAAUUUUGCAGGCAUCUUUUCCUGCAAGUUCUUUUCGAGUGGUUCACUUGCGAGGAUUAUUUUCUUAUUUUACGUUAUGUUUCUUCGUCUACUUCACUUUUAUCCCUCAAUGGCAAUCGGAGAAACACUGACCUCUUUGAAAUAAAUCAAAAGCCAGUCAAACCAUUAUUGGUUGUAAACUAAAAAAAAAAAAACAUUUAGGCUGCAUUAUUGUAUUUCUUAACAGCGGUUGUUCGAAGAAAGGAUAAAGCGUUCCACCUUGUAAAUCUCCGUUCGCAAAACAAUACACUAUCCACAAGAUAGCAAUUUAUGCGUCCUUAAUAGACAUUUCACGCUUCCAAAAACCCAGUGUGAGGGUUUUCUUAACUAUCGACAAUUUUGUGGUUUAGUAUACGAUCGUAUUACCUUUUUUUUUACCGUGCAGGGCGGUGAUUUGAUUGGACAAUGCGUCUUCUGGGAGAUCGGCCAGUCGCACCGAACGUGGCAAACACGUGGAUGUGUGCGCGUGGAUCAUGAGUCAAACGCGCGUUCAACCACGUGUGAAUGUGACCACCUGACGAUUUUUUCAGUUUUGUUGAACAACGAGCCGGUAAGAAGAACUGAAAUUCCAUUUUGUCAUUUCUUUCUAUCUUGGACAAAAUUACAUUGCCUCAUACUUCCUUAUAUUGCCAAGACAUACGAGAUAAAAAGGCUUUUCUUUCUUUAAAAGGAAAACGCUCCAGUCAUUUUCUUAGACCCCAAGAAAAUCUAUGUUUUAGGUCACAAAAUAUUUUUUGGAUUUUAUCGGGCAUAACAGGACUUUUCAUUUUCGUUUUUUAGAUAGAUGGCGGUGAGCAGCAUCAACCUUACUUAGGGUAUAUUUCCACAACAGGCUGCGCGUGCUCUCUGCUGUUUCUUCUGCUGACCUUUGCCGUGAUCAUAUUGUACUGGAAACGAGUAAAGAGCGCCCGCACUAUAAUUUUAUUGAACCUGUGUGUAGCUAUUGCUGCCUCCUGUCUUUUUAUCAUCCUAGCUGAUCACGCACGAAGGCCUAAGGUAACAAACUGGAACCUACUUUCUAGUGACAUUCAUCAAGGAUAUUGUGCAAUUAUGAUGGAUUAGUGAUAAUAAGCUGUACACGCAUUUUUAUUGGAUCUUACUUAUGUUCUAUUGGAAGACAAACACGUUGUUUACAUCACCGUAACAAAAUUUUGCUAGUUAUUAUAUAAAACGAAUAGAUUCCUUGUUGCCGUGGGUCCGUACAGUAAUUGUUUAGAAAAGAUUUUAAAAUGUGCAUGAAAUGAAAAUUUGUAUGAAAAGAACAUUUUUUUGUUCUCCAAACUUUCCGCCUGAUUCAGAUCCAAAUGAACGAGCACUGCCGCAGGUAAUUACUGUUAAAUGGCUUGGCUUCCAUGUAGUUCUGAUCACCCUGGUCUCACCAAAUAAUAUCCACUUAAUCGAGAGGCGGUGACCACAUGCACACCAGACAAAACAAUCAGCAAAGCCCUGAUCGUCUGAGUAGAAACCAGUACAACCAACGCACCGGCAAUAAAUUUAAGCGGAGUUUAAUUUCCUGACAACUCGACCGAACUCUUCUAUUUACGCGCCAUUGCCAGUGGUUUCUAAGUAAAGUAUUACGAACAUAAUACAUCAAGAACGGAACCACUUCUUACAAAACUGGAAGUAACAUAGGAAAUACUGAUAACAUAGGUAAUCAUAACCAUUACAAUUUCCUCAAAUGUGGUUGGUGCAUCAGCUGCUUUAUAUUUCACUAAUCACUCUGUACAGUUGAAAUCGGAUAGUGUAAUCAGACAGUCGACCGUAAUCGGACACCUGUAGUGAGACAGUUCAAGCAGCCAAUCAUACUAAGUCCACCAAUCACAGAGUUGAUCACAAUAACCAUAGCAACAACCACUUACCCUGAAAAGAAAACUAGAAAAUUUCCAAAUUUUUGUCGUAGACAUUGUCCCUACUGGAGAUGUUUGUUCUACAUGUAUUUUUUUUUCGGAAAUUGUAAUUGUUGUGAUAAAUUGGUAAUAGGACUUCGUAUCGUCCAAUUCUGUCUGUAAUCAUACUCGUAGUUGACAAAUCGGACUCCCGCUUCGCAGUUGUCCGAUUUUGUUAAUCACUCGUACGAUUACAGACCGAAUUGGACUCCACUCUGUCCUAUUACCAAUAUAAAUACGGGACACUCGACGAAAGAGAAAUUUACCUGAAGAUUUUGGGAUACGGCUGACAUAAGAACGUACUUGCGAUUAAAUUUCAACUCGAGCUCACACCCUUUUUAUUUUCAUGAUCCACGCUCAAGUUAAACUUAAAUGAAUAACCGCGCAGACUGGGGCUAGGAGGGGGAUUGGUUUCUACACCCAGGUUGUGCUCAAUUCUGAAUUUUUGCUCGCUAGAUCGUGCGGCCCACUUUAUGCGGUCGGGAAAUUCCACAUCAUUUGAAAACCAGACCUAAUGAUGUUUUCUCGCCUUAGGUAUUAUGCACCAUCACGGCCACAUUUCUCCAUUACUUCCUGUUGUCUGUGUUUUCGUGGAUGCUGUGUCAUGGAGUUAUCUUGUACUUCCUAAUCAUAAAAGUGGAAACUCGAGAAACUCUUGAACCAAAGAUGAAAUGGCUCUACGCAUUAGGAUGGGGUAGGAGAAAAUAAAUGUCAUUCCACUACUUGUAACUACGGUUAAGUGUCGCCUCACUUUUACCAAAUUUUAUUAUUGUUCCAGGCUCCCCUCUAUCAAUAGUCGCUGUUUCUCUCAUAGUUACUGGUACUGAAGUUAACGCAGCGAAUAAUUGCUGGCUGACUACGAAGCAUGGAGUCAUUUAUUGGGCGUUUGCCGCUCCAGUCGCAACAGUUAUAACUGUGAGUACACUCUUUCAAUUAAUGGCCGCCAGGUACGCGGUCAAUUUGUUUGGACGCAAACUAGAAAAUAUUGGUCAGACAUGAACAUGGUGAAGUAGAAACUUAUUUUCAAACCUAGAGGAAUAAUGUAAAACGACAAACUAUCUCUUCUGAAAUGAAUAGUGUAUUAUUAUUGAUUGAGUUAGGUCAGACUUGAUGGGAAAUAUAUGGGGGUCCUUACGGUUCAUCUGAUGAUGUUUCUUUUAUCAUAAUGACUAUAGUAACACUAAAAAUAACACCCAUAAUAGUAAUGAAGAAUUUCCUCGGUACCACAACCAUUAGCGCAUAGCGCUCUACAACACUUUACUGGGGACUUUGUCCAGAUUGCAUUGACCAUGGCCUCCAUUUCGUAGUCAAGACCAGAAUACCAGACGGCAGUUCGAAGCUCUACAACCUAAGCUACGUAGGCAGGGAAAUUCUGGGAGAAAAAAAUUUAAACUAAGAGAUGGGAUAAUGGAAGAUAUUUUCAGGAAAGUUUAGCAGUGAGCGUCGACGAAAGUGUUCGAGCCAAUUUUCUUGACUCCCUUUCAAUUAAAUCCAACGCAUCCACGCCACCUCUUAAAUAUAUUUUCCUCUCAAAUAGGCUUUUUGCAUUUGUGUUCACUGAAGUAUGUGCUGUUUGUUAGUGUUACCUUUGGCUGAAAAAAAUGUAUCCCUGAUUUAAGCACGUCAUUAAUGAUCUUACUUAUCUUUUUUUAUUGAGAUUUUAAAAUCAAAAAAAGAAAUUUAUUCGAUAAAACAUAUAUCUUAUAUUCCUUGCUAUGUUUUGUUCCCUUUUUCAGAUCAAUUCAAUCUUGUUAAUUUUCUUGCUGCGCCAAAUAAACAGAGCUGCACAAUUUAAAGCCAGCAUGUCACGUGCCAGGCCAUGCGCCAAGCAGGUGAAGGCCUGGUUACGACGAACUGCAAUGCUGCUGCCGGUCCUGGGAGUCACGUGGUUAUUUGGCUUUUUGACGUUCAUUUCCUCUACAGUUGUGUUUCAUUAUCUGUUCACCAUCUUGAACUCACUUCAGGGAUUUUUCAUAUUCGUCACUUUUUGCAUUCUAGAUGAUGCAGUAAGUCUUUUGUGACUGUGUUUUAAGUGGUAUAUUUUUGGUUUUUUCUUGGGUACUAAAUUUAACAAGUUGUUCUUAAUUCUUGUCAUAUUAAACUCUUAAUUUAUUUGCUAUUUUAUAAAUCUGCUUAAGAUAUAUGCCUCUACAUUAGAUAUCUUAAGGGAAGAUUUAAAACAUCUUGACUGACCGCAUGGAAUAACGAAUACGUCUUUUUCCUGUAGAGGUGCAGGGAAACUGUUGUCCCCAGCAACUACAAAGUUAUCGGUUCACAGAAGGGAGAACUUUGUUUCGGCGGGGGUAGAGUGGGGUACAAAUCCUUCGAAACAUUUCUCCCUUUCCUCUUAUUCAGUGUUGGUAACGAGGAAUUUGGACCACCUGCAAAAAUGCGUCCCCUCAGUAAUCUUUGUAUCUUUGGGAGAUGUCCUUUUUUACUCGUGGAUAUACGAAGCAUAUGAUGGAGUUAUAUUGGGAUUCCAUUUGUAAAUUUCGUGGCGUUAGCGCGCCCUUAUGAGUCUAAGGAGAGUAUGCAUCUCAUCAAAGAUACCAAACCGAUUGUUAAUCUCUUCCUCCAGGUUAAGGAGACGUUAAUUGGUACAUUAUGUAAGCGGAACGUCGUGUCGUCUAAAGAACAGUCAACGUUGAACUCCAAGAACGCUGUGCGAAGCAUCUCUGUCACACGAAUUCAAACAGGUGACGAAGUAUAA